Molecule: messenger RNA, 2233 nt
Organism: Phoenix dactylifera (date palm)
Lineage: Eukaryota; Viridiplantae; Streptophyta; Magnoliopsida; Arecales; Arecaceae
Source: RefSeq, a predicted model, not a curated record
ACCUGAUGACUACCAUUAUAUAUUUUCUUGGCGUGCAACGCACGUGUCGAAAGGCCCGGUGAGAACCGAAGGGCUCUUUAGCUAGCUACCAGCGUCGUCCGUCCGCCUUCUCCUUCGGGGCUUUCUUUGUUCCAAGCAAAGAAGCGAUGAUCUCGCAGUUCUUCGUGCUGUCGCAGCGAGGCGACAACAUCGUCUUCCGUGACUAUCGUGGUGAAGUGCAGAAAGGGAGUGCAGAGAUAUUUUUUCGUAAAGUGAAGUUCUGGAAAGGGGAUGAAGGAGAGGAGGCACCACCUGUCUUUAAUGUGGAUGGUGUUAAUUACAUUCACGUGAAGGUUGCUGGAUUGUUUUUUGUGGCAACUGCAAGGGUUAAUGUUUCACCAUCACUUGUUUUGGAGCUUUUACAAAGGAUUGCACGCGUCAUUAAGGACUACCUUGGAGUUCUUAAUGAAGAUUCAUUACGGAAAAAUUUUGUACUUGUGUAUGAAUUGCUCGAUGAAGUCAUUGACUUUGGAUAUCCACAAACAACAUCUACGGAGGUUUUGAAGUUGUAUGUGUUUAAUGAACCAAUAAUGGUUGAUGCUGCACGUAUGCCACCUCUUGGCCCUGCCGCCAUGUUUAUGCAAGGCACCAAACGGAUGCCAGGUACAGCUGUUACCAAAUCUGUUGUAGCCAAUGAGCCUGGUGGUAAGAAGAGGGAGGAAAUAUUUGUUGAUAUUAUUGAGAAAAUAAGUGUGACAUUCAGCUCUAGUGGCUACAUACUGACCUCUGAGAUUGAUGGCACCAUUCAAAUGAAAAGUUAUCUUAGUGGAAAUCCAGAAAUUCGUUUAGCUCUUAAUGAGGAUUUGAGCAUUGGUAGAAGCGGGGCUUCUGUCUAUGCAGACUACAGAAGUUCUACUGGAGGAGGGCUUGUGAUACUUGAUGAUUGUAAUUUCCAUGAAUCUGUGCAUCUUGACAGUUUUGACAUGGACAGAACUUUGGCAUUGAUCCCUCCAGAUGGAGAAUUUUCUGUAAUGAACUAUCGUAUGACUCAGGAAUUCAAGCCUCCUUUUCGUGUUAAUGCAUUUAUCGAAGAAGCAGGACCAUUAAAGGCUGAAGUUAUUCUGAAAAUACGUGCUGAUUUCUCCCCGAGUGUCACUGCUAACACGAUUGCUGUACAAAUGCCAGUUCCAACUUAUACAACAAGAGUUAGUUUUGAGUUGGAACCUGGUGCAGUCGGACAGACGACUGAUUUUAAGGAAGGAAUGAAGAGAUUUGAAUGGUGUCUAAAGAAGAUUGUUGGUGGAUCUGAACAUACAUUGCAUGCAAAGCUCACCUUUUCUCAGGAGUCACAUGGAAACCUCACGAGAGAAGCGGGGCCUGUAAACAUGAAUUUCACAAUACCGAUGUACAAUGCAUCGAGGCUUAUGGUAAGAUAUCUACAUAUAGCCAAAAAAUCCAAGACCUACAAUCCUUAUCGGUGGGUGAGAUAUGUCACACAAGCAAAUUCCUACGUUGCUCGCUUAUGAGAAAUUGUUUUUACCCCCCUCUCUUUGUUUAUCAUCUGCACUUGGUUGAAUGUAUCAGCAAGACAUGAUAUGACCAAUUCUUUCUGUUACAUGUACCGCUUUCAAUGAUUUCAACUGCAGGGAGCCCUUUCUGGACCUUUAAAAGAAACUUUAGAGCCGUGAAUACUUAUGUAUUGAACCGCCAUAUGCGCAUCUCCCUGGCCAUGCCAUCUAUAUUCUCUAUUGGUAAUAACCCUCCUGUCGUUCUCCUUAGAAUGCUGAGGAGCAUGUCCUUUUUGUCAUUUGGAGCCAUUGGAUUCCCUUACAGCUGCGAUUUGUGAAAAUUACAUCGGCUAAGCUGAAGCUUAGCUAUGGUAUACGGAAUAUGCUGUUCCAUGUAGCAGUGCAAAGAAGUCUAGAUGACCCAGGUGGGAACCGGACUGCUUGAGCUUGGCUUGUUAUAUGGAAGGAGUAAUUGAGCUUUUUUUGUUGAAGCUCGGCUCUUCUUACAUGCGCUGCAGAUGCCUUUUCUUUGCAGAUUGCAAAAGCCUCGUAUUAUUGGAAUCUAAAGCUGGCCUCUGCUCGUCAUGCUCUUAUAAAAUCUUUGUGGACCCUGUGCCAUGCAAGUCUUUGCGUCUUGUGGAUUUAUGGAGGACUAUUGAUUUGGCAUGCCCACCAAGUGUUGAAAUUUUGGAGUUAUUAAUUUAGUCAUAUAAAAAAUUGCUACUAUGAAAUACUAUUUAUAGUUA